Molecule: messenger RNA, 6556 nt
Organism: Cyprinodon tularosa
Lineage: Eukaryota; Metazoa; Chordata; Actinopteri; Cyprinodontiformes; Cyprinodontidae
Product: collagen alpha-1(XVII) chain-like
Exons: 55
Coding region: 369-5852 (1827 amino acids)
Source: RefSeq, a predicted model, not a curated record
GCUGGAAGAGGAGGAGUUUCUCUCUUUUCUUCCCCCUCAAUCUGAGUCUGCAGGGGUUAAGAAUAUGAACUGGCCCUUGUCCUCCCCCCCAGGCGCUGAUUUCUCUUUUACAUUCAGUUUCCCGUGCCGUCACCUGCCUGCCAAGCUGCUGCUCUGAUGGGCGCGGCUGGGACCAGAGCCCAAAAUCUGUGUUUUGACUCGCCUGGGAAAGUUUAGUGAAAAAGAGACAAAAGAAGAGAGAGGAGUUUUGGGAACAUCUCCGCUCGCUGUGCGCGUCAGCUCUUCACUGACGCAUUGUUCUUCCACUGGAUAAGACGCUGCGGCCCCAGAGGAAUCUGAUCAAGCUGUCUGCUUGAAGAUAAGAUGGGAUGGACGAUUUAACAAGGCAGAUGGAGAUUUCAGGAGAGAAGGUUUUGACAGAAACCGUAACCUCCACAAGCAGGCUGACUUCUCUCCCACCCAAGGGAACCAGUGGAUCAAAUCACAGGAAUAUGUCCAGUGGUGCUGGAGGGCUGGGCUUUGAGAAGAAUGUCUUAACGCAGAACAGCAGUGGAACCUACUUCUCUUCAUCCUCUGUAGGUGUGACAAGUAACUACAGCUCCUCCUCAGGGAUCUACCUUGGAGGAGACUCCUCAGGUGGAGGCGAGGGAGGUGGGAGCUACAUAGAUGGAGAGGGUUAUGGGAGUGGAGGAGGUGGAGGAAGAGGGGAAGGAGGCAGUGGAAGCACUUAUCUUGUGAGCUCCGUGUCGAAGGUCAGGUCCAGCUCAUCAGGCGGUGCCAGGAGAGCUCAGACUGCUGGGUCAUCAGUUGGGCUCUCACCAGGUUUCCGCGAGAGGAAGACCAUAUCCAGCCGCUCGGGAGGUUAUGAUGGGAGUUCCAGUGCCAAUUCUUCACCAGAAUUUCCACGCAAAGACUAUGGGAACUACUGCUCCGGUGCCACAAGAGGGAGGAGCGAAAGCAGAGAGAGUGAAAUCAGAGCCAGGUUACAAAGUGCCUCCCCAUCUGCCGGAAGAUGGGCUGAGCUGGAAGACGUGAAGAAGCUGCUGAAGGGACGCUCCAGCAGCGUCAGUCCUACCCGCUCCUCCAGCGCCUCCAUCACGCUGCCAGUACCGAAAAAAGCCAGUGCGGAGAGCAAGACCCUCUCAGUGGCCACUCAGUCGGUUUCAACUUUAUUUGAACCUGGUGUUCAAUCAAGUGGCUUCAACACCAUCGAUGUGUCAGGCCUCUAUGACGGCAGACUGACAUCCAGGCAGCGUGAUACUGGCGUCCAAACAGGCCAACAUGCUGUCACUGUAAAAUCUUGCCACUGCGACGCUGGAGUCAAAUCCAGCCAGUAUGACGUCAGCUUGGGUGCAGCUCAGUAUGAUACUGGUCUGAAGUCAAGCCAGUAUGUUGUUUGUCUGAGUUCAGCUCAGUACGAUACUGGUGUGAAGUCGGGAGGAUAUGACAUGAGCCUGAAAUCAGGGAGAUAUGAUACUGGAUUUAAAUCUAGCCAGUAUGACACCAUUGGGAGAUCAGGCCAGUACGACACCCUGGAUUCAGCCUUUCCCACAUUCUCUUGGUCCACCACCACCCUGCCCUCCUCAGCCACUGCCGUCUUAGCUGGAAACUCUGGCAGUUACACCUACCAGCUCGGCCAGGUCAGCACCAAUAACAUGUCAGGAGGCUCGCCGCCUAUCAGCCCCGCCCCAGCACCAUCUCUAUCAGUUUAUGGCUUUCAGAAUAACCUGGCUCCCACCUCUGCUGCUGUGCUCUCCACCAAUGCCGUCAACGUUUCUUCUAGCAUGGGAGGUUAUGGCGUCCAGAAGAAUGUGUCAAAUGGUGGUGCUGCCAUCAGCUCAGGGUUCUCUACAGCUACAAGGUCCCAAACAGAUGAUGCCUACAAGAGAGAUUAUAAAUAUACUGUCUCUGAAAAGGGGAACGUUCCAGCCAGGAGGGAGGGGGAAAUGCUCAUCCUGGCAAAAGACAGCGGGAAACAGUUUACCACCAGCAGCAGUGCUCAGGUUGGAGGAGGUUCACUGUCAGGCGACUCCUUAAAGAAGGAGAAGCUUAUUUCCAGCUACAUCGACACAGGAACCAUGAAAACAGAUGCAGGCAACUCGUACUAUGGAUCAUCUGGAGUCCUAAUGAAAGACAAGGCGACAUAUGCAGAGAUUCAUAGGGACAGCGGCGUCUUUGGAGGAGGAGGAUUCUGCUGUUGCUCUGACUCCUGCUGCUCCUGGUGGAAGUGGCUGCUGGGUUUGCUGCUCCUCUGUCUGCUCCUACUCGGGCUCCUGUUUGGCCUCAUUGCACUGGCUGAGGACAUGAGGAGGCUCAAGAAACGGGUGGCAGAUCUGGAGACCAAGGCCUUGUUCACCGGCGCUGAGUCUAGUCGGCUGAUUGGUGGAGGUGGAGGAACAGGCUCCGACAAGACCUUCAUUCUGGGAGGUGGAGGUGGAGGCACUGGCUCUGAUAAAACCGUCAUUUUUGGAGGUGGUGCAGGAGGUGGAGGAACAGGCUCUGAUAAAACCAUCAUUUUUGGAGGUGGAGCAGGAGGUGGAGGAACAGGCUCUGAUAAAACCAUCAUUUUUGGAGGUGGAGCAGGAGGUGGAGGAACAGGCUCUGAUAAAACCAUCAUUUUUGGAGGUGGUGCAGGAGGUGGAGGAACAGGCUCUGAUAAAACCAUAAUUUUUGGAGGUGGUGCAGGAGGUGGAGGAACAGGCUCUGAUAAAACCAUUGUUGGAGAGGGAGGUGGAGGCAAAAUCUCUGCUGCUGGGGCCGGUACGGGCAGCACUGGUGCCUCUUUUAAUGGGAGCGCCAGCAGUGAUGGUAAUGGUUUCAACACUGGCACCGGUGUUUGGAACGGCGUUGGGACUGCUGUGAGUGGAGCAUACAUUGACAACGUCCUUCAGACAACCAUCUAUAGAAUGUUAAGAUCUGAAAUGCAGUCGCAGACCUUCAAAGCCUUUUUAGCAACCUCAGUGCAGGGAGAGAGGGGGUUACCUGGACCCAAAGGCGACCCUGGAUUGAAAGGAGAAGCUGGCGUCCCUGGACUUCCAGGUGUUCCAGGUCUGAUAGGACACACUGGCCCUGAGGGCCCUAAAGGACAGAAAGGAAGUCAAGGUGAGCAUGGAGUAGAUGGACCACAAGGUAUUAGGGGCCGCGACGGACCACCUGGACCUAGAGGCGACAUGGGACCUCCAGGCUUUGGACAGAAAGGAGAUAAAGGGGCUCAAGGUGAACCUGGUUCUGUUGGACCUGCUGGGCCUCCUGGAUCAAAAGGUCCACAAGGAAUCCAAGGGUUACCUGGCCCACCUGGUCAACCAGGUGCUCAGGGCUUCCGCGGUGAAGCAGGACUACCUGGACAAAAAGGGGAUAGAGGGCUCGCUGGAUUUCAAGGACUUAAAGGUGAACCUGGUGAAAGGGGAGUCAGAGGUCUGCAAGGUGAACGUGGUUUACCAGGUCUCCAAGGACCUGCAGGAGAGAAAGGCUCCAAAGGAUCAAUGGGACUUUCUGGACAAGAUGGUCAAAAAGGAUCAAGAGGAGACCAAGGGCCUCCUGGACUCAGGGGUGCUGCUGGGCCUCCUGGAGAUGCUGGACCUGCAGGACCACCAGGACUUCAAGGAGCACCAGGCAUCCCAGGAAAUCCUGGUCAACCAGGAAUCAAAGGUGAAACCGGCCAACCAGGACGAAUCAUCAAUGCAGCUGGUUCAACAUCCAUUGGCAUCCCAGGACCACCUGGACCUGCUGGUCCCCCUGGUCCUGCAGGUCCUCCAGGACUAUCAGGUCCGAUUGGCCCUGCUGGUCUACCUGGUCAACCUGGUCCUAAAGGUGACAGAGGAGAGAUGGGAAUAACAGCAAGAACCAGCGAAACUGUACAUUUAUCAACAACAGGCAGUAAAUCAUUUUUUUUUUUUGCUUUAGGUCGGUACACCAAUGGAGGAAACACACAUGGCCCACCAGGUCCACCUGGGCCUCCUGGACCUCCUGGACGUCCAGGCGACUCAAGACAAGGACCUCCUGGACCUCUAGGACCCCCAGGAGAGCCAGGUUAUGGAAGACCAGGACCUAAAGGAGAAAAGGGAGAUGCAGGCUCUUCAUCAAGCUCAGGAACAUAUUAUCGUGGACCACCAGGACCUCCUGGGACACCUGGUCUUAAAGGAGAAACAGGUUCUCCGGGACCCCGUGGAUACACAGGUGAACCAGGCCCACCAGGUAGACCCGGAAGCUCUACUGGUUUUGCAGGAAAUGUGAUCCCUGGACCCACAGGUCCACCAGGACCUCCUGGAGUCCCAGGAUUACCUGGAGUGAAAGGAGACACUGGAGCUCCGGGAAUACCAGGCUCAGUGACAGUCACCUCCAGCCGUUCUGGUCCCCCAGGUCCUCCUGGUCCUCCUGGCCCACCAGGCAAUUUUGGCGACUCCACAGAGAUGCGGCAGUACAUUUCAGACUAUCUGAGUAGAUACAGACUGAGUGGUAUGUCGGGCCCUCCAGGUCCCCCUGGGCCCCCAGGCCCUCCAGGCCCCUUAACAGGAACCAUACAGGACAUCUCUACUCGUGUCAUUGCAUACCUGCGACGUUCAGAUUCUGGCUUCAGCUUUGGAGUUCAGGGACCUCCAGGACCACCUGGUCCUCCCGGACCUGGCUCUGGAUCCCUAACUGUCAAUGCUCUCAUCACCAUGCUUCAGAGAGAUGAUGUGAGAAGGUAUUUGUCAGGACCUCCGGGGCCACAAGGACCGCCUGGACCACCGGGGGCCUCAGGCGAACUUACAGGCAAUUACAGAAUGGAGGAGAUAGCCAUGUAUGUCUUCAAUAUCAUGAAUGAGAGGGGGAUUGCAAGAGGUCCACAAGGUCCCCCGGGUCCUCCUGGAGCUCCAGGUAUAGGAGGCUCUGGCAUCAACACUGCUAUGAUUGACUACUCCGAACUCAUCCGCAAUGCAGAUUUCCGCUCCUGGAUGGCUUCUGUUAUGCGGCAGGGUCCGCCCGGUCCACCGGGUAGGCCAGGGCUGCCAGGUCCUGCUGGUCCUCAGGGGCCUCCAGGGGUCUCCACAUCCACUGUCUAUGGGUCGGGCAGUCGUGGCUACAGCCUAGAGGAGAUUCAACGCUACCUGCAGGGUUCUGGGUUCCGAGGUCUUCCUGGCCCCCCUGGUCCUCCAGGUCCCCAGGGACCACAGGGACCAUCAGGCGCUCUCACUCGAUCAGUGUCCUACAGUGAAAACCUCCCUCGGGAAACCAUCCGUGCUGAAAUUCAGCAGUAUCUGAACAGUGACAGUGUUCGGCGGACUAUUGUCGGACCUCCGGGUCCUCAAGGUCCAAAGGGUCAGAAGGGGGAACGUGGAGAACCUGGCUACUCCCAGAGCUUCAUACAGACCCAGAGUUACCCACAGGGCGACGCUCGCUACAGCUCCCAGCAAUUUGAUGUCAACAAGCUCACCGAGUCCCUCGAUUAUUCCAGCGUUGCGAUGAAAGUUACAGACUACAUAAAGAAUCAAGGCCUGCUGCAGCGGUACAUCUCUGACGGUCCUUGGAGGACAAAUGUCCGAGCUAUUCAAGGGCCUCCAGGUCCCCCUGGCCCUCCGGGACCUCCUGGUACUAGCCGCGUGAUUGGGGCAUACGGAAAUGUCACUGCUGACCUGAUGGACUUCUUCAGGAGACAUGGCACUAUUCCCGGACCCCCAGGAAGCCCAGGACCAAAGGGAGAGAGGGGGUACCCAGGACCCAAAGGAGACACGGGUGAUGCAGGACCUCCAGGUCUACCUGGAAUCCCAGCACCCUACACUGUCCAAAUACCACACAAAGUGCAAAGGCGGGAAGCAGGUGAUAAACCUUCAGUUCGUCAAAGACGUCACCGGCGCCAAGCCACUGGUGGCUGAGGGGUGUCCUGCUGCAAUGUUCCAACUCAGCUCUUGUUUUUUUUUUUUUUUUUCUGUUUAAUAUUAGUGGUUUAACUGUAAAAAAUGUGCUCUUUAUUUUUGAAGCAAAGGUUGGUUUUGGGGAAAUAAAAAUGCAUGUGGUCCUUUAUAAAUGCUUCUCAUAGAUGUGUUGGCCUGAGGUUUUAAAAGGCACAGGCUGCAAUGCUUAACUUGCGGGUGUAAAAUGUUUACUUUGCUUAGUUAGAAGAUGUUUUCCCCUUUUUUGGGGAGCAGCAGUUUUUAAUGUCAAAUGCGAGCAUCUGCCUCUACUUUUUAUAUCUGCUAUAGUUUGGGGGAUUAUAUGUAUCUAUGGACUAUAGAAGUUUUUAAAAGCAUUUAUUACACAUUCAACCAAUAAUAAUAUUCAAAACAAUCAAGCCUUUAAAAGAAUAGCAAAGCUUCAUGUUGACUUUUAUCAGUCUCAAUCAAAGUGAGUCAUUUACUUGCAAAGGUUUUGUUGGUAUAAAGAAGACAAAUAUAAUUACAGAGAUGGACUCAGAUGAUCGGAAAGACACGACUGGUUUAAUUGUAUAUUUUGUGUUUAAGCACUGAAUUUGAUAUUUUACUUGCCUUUAAGUGUUGGAGAGAAUAAAUUAUAAACAUGGUUGAACCUUUUCGAUCACUUUAUUUGAUAAGCCGAAAAAUAAAUGUAUUUUUGGAUUUGA